Molecule: messenger RNA, 4135 nt
Organism: Betta splendens (Siamese fighting fish)
Lineage: Eukaryota; Metazoa; Chordata; Actinopteri; Anabantiformes; Osphronemidae
Gene: mef2ca
Product: myocyte enhancer factor 2ca
Exons: 11
Coding region: 439-1845 (468 amino acids)
Biological process (GO): positive regulation of transcription by RNA polymerase II
Molecular function (GO): protein dimerization activity; RNA polymerase II cis-regulatory region sequence-specific DNA binding; DNA-binding transcription factor activity, RNA polymerase II-specific
Source: RefSeq, a predicted model, not a curated record
CCCCGGCUCAGUGCGGACAGAGCUCAGAUCCAAACGCAGCCCAGUUUCUGGGUGCCCUUCUUUUCUAAGCCAGCUGGUCUGGCUUAAUAGCAUCAACUACUUCCUUUUAAUUGUUUUUAUCUUGAAAUCCGUUUCUUGUUUGAUACAAGGGAUUGACUGAGCAAACCCACAGCUGGAGCUGCUGGGGAACCUUCCAGGUGAAGAGAGAACGAAGCACUGGUGCUCGCCGGCAGCCAGAGAAGCGCGUGCCCCAGGGGUUGUGAACCGCUGGACGGAAACGGAGGAAGACAUGCGGCAGUGAGCGGCCAGGAAUCAGAGGAGCCAACCAGCAGUUUGGAAGCGAAACGUGGGGAAGAGUGGGAGCUGGACGUCGAUCGAAGCAGCCGGAAGAUAAGACGAUAGCAACCGAGAAGAGAAGCCACAGGAGACGUUGCGAAGAUGGGGAGAAAAAAGAUUCAGAUAGCGCGAAUCAUGGACGAACGGAAUAGACAUGUGACAUUCACCAAGCGCAAGUUUGGCCUGAUGAAGAAAGCCUACGAGCUGAGCGUGCUGUGCGACUGCGAGAUCGCCCUCAUCAUCUUCAACAGCACCAACAAGCUGUUCCAGUACGCCAGCACCGACAUGGACAAGGUUCUGCUGAAGUACACCGAGUACAACGAGCCCCACGAGAGCCGCACCAACUCCGACAUCGUGGACACGCUGCGUAAGAAAGGUCUAAAUGGCUGCGACAGCCCUGACAUCGAGGCAGACGACUCUGCUGGCCAGAGCCCAGAGUCUGAUGACAAGUACCGCAAAAUCAACGACGACAUCGACCUGAUGAUCAACAGGCAGAGACUCUGUCAGGGUCUGCCUCCCAGCAACUACGACAUGGGGGUGUCCAUCCCUGGCGGCAGCCCCAGCGGACUGCUCUACUCCCACCCCGGCCUAGGAAGCGGGCUCGGUAACCACGGCAACUCGGUCACGAUGCUGCCCAUCUCACACUCCAUGCAGAGAAACAGCAUGUCUCCCCAGCGGCCCGCCAGCACUGGAAACGCAGGUCUGAUGGCUUCAGAUCUGCCGAGCACCGUGGUCUCUAGCGUGGGGCCUAACUACAACAACCACUGCCCCUCCCCCGGGCUGCUGUCUCCGGAUGGAGUGUCCAAAACCCUGCAGGAUAAGAGUCCCCCUUCGAUGAGCAUGAACCGGAAGCCUGACCUCCGGACACUGAUGCCCCCGUCCAACAAGUGCAGCAACAUGCCAACCAUCAACCAGAGAAUAAACCACUCUCAGACGGCUCAGACGCUGUCGAGUCCCGCCGUGUCCCUGGCGGCUCAGACUCUGCCUGGGCCGGGGAUGGGCGGCUACCCGUCCACGCUGUCCUCCUCCUACGGCACAGAGUUCUCCCUCGGCGCCGACCUGUGCUCGCUAUCUGGGUUCGGAGGUUCUGGUCUUGGGUCGGUGACGAACUGGCAGCAGCAGCAGAUUCAGAAUCUGCAGCACUCGGCACUUGGACACAUGGGGAACUUGUGUCAGAACUCAAACCUUAACCUCGCCUCCGGGCACCAGAACCUGCACAUCAAGUCCGAGCCGGCCUCUCCCCUGGGGGACCGCGGCGUCGGCAUGGUCGGCCCAGGCCUCGGCGGCGUGGGCUCAGCCGGGUACCCGUCCUCCGGGCGCGGCCCCAACGAGCCCGGCUGCUCCCCGGGCGACAGCGCCUCCAGCUGCGGCAGCUCCUACGAAGGCAGCGAGGAGCGCGAGGAUCACCACGGCAACGACAGCUUCCUCCUGCGGCCCCUGUCCGCUCAGGACGAGCGCCACAGCCCGUCGGUGAAGCGGAUGAGGUUAUCGGAGGGCUGGGCCACAUGAUGGGAGCCGGGCCACAGCCAGAGGGGAGGGGGUGUCAGUAGAGUUACCUUAUAGUGUUAUCAUCAUAUUCUUCUUGUACUGAGUGGGUGUGCUAUAUAUGUGUAACGGUGACAUGUACGCCAGGUGGCAGAAACGGAUCCAGUGAUGCUCUGCUGUAUUUAUAACACGUACUGUAGCUGUAGAUGAGAGCAACGACGGCUGUAUGAAACUAAUAAGACAUGGUCCUAGAAUGUGAUUCGAGUCACACGAGUUAAAGAGAAGUCAGUUACAUGAAGGUGCAGUUUCAAGCUUUAGAAAAGGAAACGAACACUACAUGUUAGUUAGCGUAAAGGUAAAGUUCUACCAGACCUACGACACACUAAUCAAACAGCAAUUAGUAUAUGCUUCAAAUUGACUUCACUGUUAUAUAAUCACCCUGAACCUUGUUAUUAGGACCAUGUCCUCAGUGUUCAGUACAGACGUCUCAGCUCCUCAUUAGAGACGAAGCAGCUGGACGGCUUGUUGAUGUACAUGUACCGCGUUGUUUUUUUUUUGUUGUUUGUGUGUGUUCAGGGAGGAAAUUUAAGGAAAUGUGUUAAACGCACAUGGACGCAUGUGCACAUGUAUGAAAACUAACAAAACGCAAGUGAAGAAGUCUGGUACUCGGAACAGCGAAGCUACUGGUGAGUUUAACGGGUCGGUCAGCCGCGUUGCAGGUUCAACAUUUUUGCGCACAUUAAAAACUAUAACUUUUAGCACAUUUUGAGGAGAGCGAACAGAAGGUCAAGUGGGGAAAACUAAUCCGGUAGAGAGAGAGAGAGAGAGUAAGUUGGGUUUGGGUUGAGAGAUGGAGAUGGAAGAGAAGGCGACGAAGGAAGUGUCUGAGUGGUGAGAAAGUCAUUAGCAGCAGGUUGGAUACAUUUCACUUGAUGUGAAGCCGCUUAUCAGAGUUAGUAAAUAAUUUUCAGAGUCGUGUUUCUAAAAACUCAGCAAAUGCAAUUUAGCAACAAAUCUACGGAAGCAAAGAAACGCCAGAGGAUUCAGAUCAGACAAAUGAACCCGGACAUAAUUAUGGCCAAUAUUCUAGGAAUUAAUUUCACUUAGAGUGGCUUUUUAGCUUUUUAAUCUCUAAUUUCUUUUUUUAAUUUAUCCCCUAAUUUACUUUUCUGUAAAUUGCACAAAUAAGAAAUAAUCAGAUUCCUUUAUUUCAUAUAUAACAAGAAGUCCACAAAUGUUUUAGAUCAAAAAACUUCCAAACAGCGUUUUUUCUAAAACACUGACGUCCAUUUGCGUGUGGCCCUUCUUUGCUUCCAUACAACCCAGCGGGAGUUAAAGCAUCUGUGAGCCGGACUUCGCUGUGGAGACCUGAGGGACCGCUGUCGCUCCCGUCUCCCGGUGCUCAGGCUGUUUUAAGGUGCCGAAAGCUUUUGCAGCACGAGGACUGCACUCAAAAAGCCAUUUACAGCAGGACAGCGAUACUUUGCUGCACAAAGUUCAUAGUGUUUUGUUUAUAAAAAUAGUUAAAAAAAAAUAGUUAAUAAAAAGUUUCCUUCCUUAUUAUAUCAAAUUGAUAUUUUUAGAUGUCUGCAGUUCUAUUUAAUAUGAAAAGAGUAAUAUAAAAAAGCAGAGACGGGACGCACACGAACCCUUUUUUAUUCAGCUUUCAGGGAGAUUCAGGCGGUUGUGAUCAGGAUCUGCUUUGUUUUAAGGGGUCGGUGGCUGAGGGUUGUUCACAUUUGAAUAUUUUGGUUUAAAAACUGUAUAUUUGGAACUCGCAGCCCUUCAGCCGCCGGUCGGUACCGUACGCGGUCGAGUACUGUAACAAGCCUCCGCUGUGGCGUUAAAGGCCCCGCUGCUCUGUCACACACCGGCACCGUCCCCUGCCGCUGCCUCUGGCUGGGUCCACCGGGCCCGACAGAACUGCCAGGCAGGAGACCACACAGCCGAGGUGGAGUGGAAACCAAGUGUAAAACCCGGUUUUGUGUUUUCGGUUUGACUCUUUGACUCAACGGUCAAAUCUAUCAUUCACGCUACUUUAUUCUAACCUGGUGACAGUGAAUGUUCUCCGUACUACGAGUUUACACUUGCCUCUCUCUUGACAUGCACUAACGCUUCUAAUAACAAGUUACAUAUACUAAGAGAUUGUUAGCGGCAUAAGCUGGCCUUUGUCGCCACUUGGAGACAAUGUUUCUCAGACGAAAUAAAUUACCCUCUGCACAGAUCAUGUACAGCAAAUCCCUCGCUAAGACGUCGUAGUAUUUGUAUUUUGCAGGAAAAAAAACAUUAAAUAUACAGGCUCUGUUACAAAUCA